Molecule: messenger RNA, 3100 nt
Organism: Cebus imitator (Panamanian white-faced capuchin)
Lineage: Eukaryota; Metazoa; Chordata; Mammalia; Primates; Cebidae
Product: dachshund homolog 1-like
Exons: 4
Coding region: 109-432 (107 amino acids)
Source: RefSeq, a predicted model, not a curated record
AAUGUUACCAUUCUGAAUAUCUUCUUUGUACAGGGACUCUUGAAAGUUGCCAUAGAUAAUGCCAGAGCUCAAGAGAAACAGGUUCAACUGGAAAAAACAGAGCUGAAGAUGGAUUUUUUAAGGGAAAGAGAACUAAGAGAAACACUUGAGAAGCAGUUGGCUAUGGAACAAAAGAAUAGAGCCAUAGUUCAAAAGAGGCUAAAGAAGGAAAAGAAGGCAAAGAGAAAAUUGCAGGAAGCACUUGAGUUUGAGACGAAACGGCGUGAACAAGCAGAACAGACGCUAAAACAGGCAGCUUCAACAGAUAGUCUCAGGGUCUUAAAUGACUCUCUGACCCCAGAGAUAGAAGCUGACCGCAGUGGCGGCAGAACAGAUGCUGAAAGGACAAUACAAGAUGGAAGACUGUAUUUGAAAACUACUGUCAUGUACUGAAUAUUUCCUGUUGAAGAAAUCCAUGUUAGAGAAAAGAACUUUGCAGUCAGACAUUCAUCAUGAGAAAGUUCAGAAAAAAUAAAGUCCGUUUAAGGGAACUUCCCGAAUUUUAUGUAUUAAUGUUCUUUAAAAGUUUAAGUAUUCUACAAAAAAAAAAGUUUCCUCCAUUGAUUUUCACCUGUGGUUCAUACCAGAGACCUGAGAAUGUUUGUAAAUGUACAAGUAUCAAACUUCUUACAGUUAAUAACUGCAACUUGCUGCUGGACAAUUGUAUACAGAGUUAAAGGAAGGUCUGAAUAAGACCUAGCUUUGUUUUUUUCUAAUGGAAUGAACCAUUUCCUCUUCUGAAAAUUCUGUAUCUGAGCACAUCAAGAGACUCUUGUAGCAGUGGUUACCCAAACUUACAGAAUUAUGUCCCCCAGAAACCAGCAAGAACACUUGGAAUGAACUUGUAGGGGGCAUAGAGGAUUCUUGAAAAAAGAAUAAAGAGUGAUAUUCUGUUACAUUCAAUUUCAAACUCUCUAAUUGUGGGUUUUCUCCUGAAGAUUUUUUUUUUUACAUACUUUCCAAAAGACCAACAAAUGGAUGUUAAGAGCAACCCAAUGAAAUAACGUUUUGCAUAUCUGAAAAGAAGCAUUGAAUAUAAGCCAAAAGGUUUAACUGAAGUUCUUUUUUUCUUAAAGUAAAAAACAUAUAAAAUGUAACAUGUUUUCAUUCCAAACUGGUAGUGGUAUAUAGAAUUAAAGAUAUUAAUGUUGCUUCUUAUUCAAACCGUUGGUCAUAUGUACAGUAUAUAAACAUAAAACACACAAGGAAGGUAUUAUGUAUGCAGUAGUAUACUAGAGUUUAGGAAAAUGAAAAUUUUAGAACAUAUGUUUUGUCACCCUGUUGGUCAGAAAGACGUCUUUCUGGUUUUAACGCAUGCAGGCAUGUAAAUAUUUGUCUGGAGUCACAGUAUUAAUGAAUGAGAUCUUAAGCAUCUGGUGACAUCAAAACUCUGUCAGCCACUUUUAUUUGUAUAUUGAACCCUAGUUAGUGCUCCAAGCUGCACUAUUGGGUGGAUCGUGGCUGAACGCAAAUCAAAACACCAGAAAUAUUUUUAUAUGUUAAUGUCAUAUUAUGUUAAUGUUGCUGAAAACAAAACCUAACAAACCUUGAUGUACCAGUCCAAUACCAUGUAGCGCUGAGUGAUAAAGUUAAAAUGUGCUGUGCUUCCCACCCUGGUCAGAGGGAAGGGUGGCUAUGUGUUAUUUUCACUGUCUUUUUGAAAGUUACAGUAUGUGUUUUCACUUUUGUGCAGAUAACUGGAAGUAAAGCAGCAAACAGUGCUUAUCACAUGCUAAAGUUACCUUCCCUUUAUUUUUUGCAUAUCUGGAAUUACACCUUUAAAGACUGAUAUGAAUCAGUGUAGUCACUGUACAUUUUAUGAUUUUUCUGUCAACUUAAAAUUGUAUGAUCAUAACAUUAUUUAUUACCAUAAAACAGCAAAAUCUUCAAUGUCUAAGAAAACUAGCUUAAAAUAUUUAAAUAUAGUUCUGAUUGGGUAUUAAUUACUUGAUUAAGAAAAAAUUAACAUUAUAGAUACUCUGGCAUUACGCUUCUAUACCUUUUAGGUCUUCCUUGCAAUACUGGAACGUAAUUCUUUUGUGUAGCUCACUAUUAACCCGCUAAGUUCAUUUUUUUAAUACCAUAAAAAGGUUAUAUGUACAGUUCCUAUUUUUAGCUUACUUGCAAAGGGAGCAUUGUUUUUAUUUAAAGUAUUGUUACUAAAUGCUUUGUAGAAACUUGAUUUUCUAAGCAUAGUUCUUCCAUAACCAUCUUUUGUUGUUUGAACACAAGAGAUUCUCUUCCUAGUUCUAUGUAUUUUGUUUCCCUAUAUGCAGUCUUUAAAGGAUUAAAACACUUAAAAUUGAAUGGACUUGUGUCAAGCUAUUGCAUCAUACAUUUUUUGAAAGAUUUUCUAAAAAGUCUACAACUUACAUGUGUAGUAGAAUCAGCCAUUGCUCUGCUCCUGGCAUAGAGUCACCUGUUACGUGGAUUAAAUAGUUUUAAAAUACAUACUUUGAAGACCUUUGAGAAUGCUUUAGUGUUUGGUUUGAAAUAAAAGGAAAUUUUAGCAAGAAUUAAAGAAAAAAGCUAUCAGCUAUGUGUUAAGAGAGACUCUUACUAACAUGUAAAUAUUACAAUUCAUGAAAUGUUAUUGUAAGUCUGUAACUUAAUUUUUGCCCUUUUUUAGUUAUACAGGUUGGUUUGGAAAUUUGCGUUUUGGCAUAAACAAGUAAAAUGUGCCCAUUUUAUGAUUUCCAUGCUUUUGUAAUCCUAAAAAUAUUAAUGUCUAGUUGUUCUAUAUUAUAACCACAUUUGCGCUCUAUGCAAGCCCUUGGAACAGAACAUACUCAUCUUCAUGUAGGACCUAUGAAAAUUGUCUAUUUUUAUCUAUAUAUUUAAAGUUUUCUAAAAAUGAUAAAAGGUUAUUACGAAUUUUGUUGUACAAAAUCUGUACAAAAAUCUGUUUUUACAUCAUAAUGCAAGAAUUGGAAAUUUUUCUAUGGUAGCCUAGUUAUUUGAGCCUGGUUUCAAUGUGAGAACCACGUUUACUGUUAUUGUAUUUAAUUUUCUUUUUCUUUUCAACAAUCUCCUAAUAAAACUGUCUGAAAUCUCCCUGUGA